This is a messenger RNA of Racocetra fulgida, 1166 nucleotides long. Lineage: Eukaryota; Fungi; Glomeromycota; Glomeromycetes; Diversisporales; Gigasporaceae. The record is from the annotation of a GenBank genome assembly.
AUACAAUCGCGUAUGUUUACGAUAAACUAGCUUAUCAAAAUGGGUUUAAUGCCGUUUUUGAUGGUAACACCUCGAUUUAUUCGGCAACUCCUUUAACUCUUGAGAAUGAGAGGGGUGGAAACCAUUUUGAGUUACAUGUAUCACAAAAUGAUGAUUAUAGAGUUCGCAAUGGAUCUUAUAAAGUUAUAAUCCGUUUUAUUCAAGAACUUUCUUUCGAUGAACUUCAAAAAUUUGUCACAGGAAGCAUUGCUUCCGUCGGUGAAGUGAUUAAGUGUAUAAUGGCAUUAAACACGUAUAUCAAUUUUACUGUUCGCCGUAAUUAUCCUGCCAUCGGGAGAAGUAUUUUUCCACAUUCACGGCAAGUUGUCUGUCCUGAUCUUAACUUAAAUCCAAUCGUUCUUCCUGGUGCAUUUGAAUUAAGACUAGGAUUUUAUCAAUCAUUACGUCCCGUAUGGAUUUCUGUCGCCGAAUAUUUCUAUAGGACUUAUAAUCGUAGAUUAAGUUUUGAAAAUUUACCAUGCGUUAUGGUAAGAAAUGAUGUAUACUUACCACUAGAAGUAUGCGACAUUUUACCCGGCCAACGAUUCGAUGGCCAAUUAACUGAUUCUACCCACGCAGAAAUGAUUAAGCAUACUUGUAUUAAACCUAGUGAGAGGUUUAAUCGUAUAUCAAGAGCAGUUCAAGGUAUAUUUAAACACAGUAGAGAUCAACAUAUAAAUUCUAUUGGCAUGGACGUUGAUAAAGAAAAUAUGUUAAUUGAUGGCCGCGUACUUGAUCCUCCGACAGUCGAGUAUAACUCUAAAAGUGCCAAUCAAACUCAUGUCCCAAAAGACGGUCGAUGGAACCUUUUAAAUAAAAUAGUUGUUCAAGGAAAAAGCCUUGAAAAUUGGUCGGUGUUAGUUUUUAGUACAAAAGUGCCAGCACCGAGCAUUGAACAAUUUAUGCGACAAUUUCGAGAAACUGCUAAUCAAAAGGGUUUGGCUUUAUAUCAAGCUUGCUUGGAUGCUCGAAUCAAUAAAGAACUACCUCCGCAACUAGUUUUUUGUAUAAUGGAACAAACUGGUCCUUUAUAUGGUGAGAUAAAGCGUGUGGGUGAUACCAUGUUAGGCGUGCCUACCCAAGUUCUCUUGUCAAAACUUAUCACCAGGCGGUCAGGACUUGAUCAA